Messenger RNA from Capsella rubella, 732 nucleotides. RefSeq names its product transcription factor MYB27. Gene Ontology annotation, cellular component: nucleus. The transcript has 4 exons. The coding region runs from base 1 to 732 and encodes 243 amino acids. Lineage: Eukaryota; Viridiplantae; Streptophyta; Magnoliopsida; Brassicales; Brassicaceae. Gene Ontology annotation, biological process: regulation of DNA-templated transcription. Gene Ontology annotation, molecular function: sequence-specific DNA binding; DNA-binding transcription factor activity. The record is from RefSeq and is a predicted model, not a curated record.
AUGGAGUGUAAGAAGGGAGAAACACUUCGUAGAGGGCCAUGGCUCGAAGAAGAGGACGAACGGCUCGUGAAGUUCGUUACCCUAUUGGGAGAAAGACGUUGGGAUUCUUUAGCAAUAGUUUCCGGUUUGAAGAGGAGUGGUAAGAGUUGCAGACUAAGGUGGAUGAACUAUCUGAAUCCGAAUCUGAAGCAUGGACCAAUGAGUCAAGAAGAAGUAAGGAUCAUCCUUCAGCUCCAUGCACUCUGGGGUAACAAGUGGUCGAAGAUUGCGAGAAGAUUACCUGGUAGGACUGAUAAUGAGAUUAAGAACUAUUGGAGAACUCAUUUUAGAAAGAAAGAAGAAGCUCAAAACUAUGAUAAGAUCACUGAUUGGAGAGGAAAUAUAGGAGAAGAUUUGUUGCACAAGUAUAACGAAACAGAGAUCACGAGAACAAGGAUGACGUCUCAAGAACAUGGUUUUGAUGAAACUGUCAAGGAAUGUAACCAGAGAAGUAUGGAAAGUGGUCAAGAAACCAAUGGUAGUAUUUUCGAAAGAGAAAGCUUUGGUAUUAUGAAUUCACCAUACGAAAACCGGAUUUCGGAUUGGAUAUCGGAGAUUUCUACAGACCAGAGUGAAGCAAAUGUUUCAGAAGGCAAUAGCAGCAGUACCAGUGAGAAGAAUAUUAAUAUUGCUUCUUGGUGGUUUCAAGAGACUAGGGACUUUGAGGAGUUUUCAUGUUCUCUAUGGUCAUAA